This is a messenger RNA of Saimiri boliviensis boliviensis (Bolivian squirrel monkey), 3169 nucleotides long. It is a transcript of the gene ZNF26, whose product is annotated as zinc finger protein 26. Gene Ontology annotation, molecular function: RNA polymerase II cis-regulatory region sequence-specific DNA binding; DNA-binding transcription repressor activity, RNA polymerase II-specific. The record is from RefSeq and is a predicted model, not a curated record. NCBI's taxonomy places the organism in Eukaryota, Metazoa, Chordata, Mammalia, Primates, Cebidae. Gene Ontology annotation, biological process: regulation of immune system process; regulation of cytokine production; negative regulation of transcription by RNA polymerase II. Gene Ontology annotation, cellular component: nucleus; nucleoplasm.
GCGCCAGUGCAGGGCUGUUUCCGGCUCCGAUUCCGUGGACCGGAGUCUGGCCAGCGGGUGCACCUGCCUGAGUGUCUGUGGCCGCCGAGUCGCGGAGCUGAGCGGCUUGGAUUCUCCUGGGCAGACCGGGGACUUGACCAGCUCAUCGGGGGCGUAGACGGAGCCGGGACAGACGCCUGCUCUUUCGAAUCGGGGCCGCGCCGCGGCACAGAUCCAUCGGCGCGACUCCUGGUGCCCAGACCUGGGGGCUGUCCAGCCACGCGCGGGCCGCGUCGGGCGAGAGCUGAGGAGCCGGCGUCCCUGCGAGGGACUCGGCCCCGGGACGGUCAGGUGUCGGCGGCCCGGGGCCCGCAGCUGUCCGCGGGCGGACGCGUCCCGCCAGGUCUCUGGCCGCGCACGGCCGUGGGCGUGGGGAUGGCCGCCGGUUUCCGGAUAGCUUCGUGGUGGGGAUUGUUGUCGUUCAAGGAUGUGUCUGUGGAGUUCACCUGGGAUGAGUGGCAGCUACUGGAUUCCAGACAGAAGUACCUGUACAGAGAGGUGAUACUGGAAAACUACCAUAACCUGAUCUCGGUGGGGUAUCAUGGUGCCAAGCCUGACUUAAUCUUCAAGUUGGAACAAGGAGAAGAUCCGUGGAUAGUAAAUGCCAAAAUUUCCAGGGAGAGCUGUCCAGAUGGCUGGGAAGAAUGGUACCAGAAAAACCAAGAUGAGCUUGAAUGUGUUGAAAGAAGCUAUGCUUGUAGUGUGUUGGGAAGACUUAAUCUGAGCAAAACCCACGAUUCUUCAAGACAACGAUUCUAUAACACACAUGGAAAAAGUUGGACACAAAACUCAGCUUCAAGCAGAAGUUAUUUAAGAAAGAAUCCUGAUAAGUUUCAUGGUUAUGAACAACCAUAUUUUCUUAAGCAUCCAAGAGCUCAUAGCAUAGAAAAAAACUGUGUGUGUAGUGAAUGUGGGAAAGCUUUUCGUUGCAAAUCACAGCUCAUUGUACAUCUCAGAAUUCAUACAGGAGAGAGACCUUAUGAAUGCAAUAAAUGUGAAAGAGCCUUCAGUGCCAAGUCAAACCUCAAUGCUCAUCAGAGAGUUCACACAGGAGAAAAGCCCUACUCAUGUAGUGAAUGUGAGAAGGUCUUCUCCUUCAGGUCACAGCUCAUUGUCCAUCAGGAAAUUCACACAGGAGGGAAGCCCUAUGGUUGCAGUGAGUGUGGGAAAGCCUACAGUUGGAAAUCACAGCUGAUUUUACACCAGAGAAGCCAUACAGGAGUGAAACCCUAUGAAUGUAGUGAAUGUGGGAAAGCCUUUAGUUUGAAGUCUCCAUUUGUUGUGCACCAGAGAACUCAUACAGGAGUGAAACCCCAUAAAUGUGAUGAAUGUGGGAAAGCCUUUCGGAGUAAAUCCUACCUCCUUGUUCACAUUCGAAUGCACACAGGAGAAAAACCCUAUCAGUGCAGCGAUUGUGGAAAAGCCUUCAAUAUGAAGAUGCAGCUCAUCGUACAUCAGGGAGUCCACACAGGAAAUAAUCCUUACCAAUGCCAUGAAUGUGGGAAAGCCUUUGGUAGGAAGGAACAGCUCACCGCACAUCUGAGAGCUCACGCAGGAGAGAAGCCCUAUGGGUGCAGUGAAUGUGGGAAGGCGUUCAGCAGCAAGUCAUACCUUGUUAUACAUCGGAGAACACACACUGGAGAGAGACCCUAUGAAUGUGGUUUGUGUGAGAGAGCCUUCUGCGGAAAAUCACAGCUGAUUAUACAUCAGAGGACUCAUUCAACUGAGAAGCCCUAUGAAUGUAAUGAAUGUGAAAAAGCCUAUCCUAGGAAGGCAUCGCUGCAGAUACAUCAGAAAACUCAUUCAGGAGAGAAACCCUUUAAAUGCAGUGAAUGUGGAAAAGCCUUCACUCAGAAGUCCUCUCUCAGUGAACAUCAGAGAGUUCACACAGGAGAGAAACCAUGGAAAUGCACUGAGUGUGGGAAAUCCUUCUGUUGGAACUCAGGUCUUCGUAUACAUCGGAAGACUCACAAAUGAGAAGUCAGAAUGAUGCAUAUGUGAGAAACUGUGUCACAGAGGCUGAUUUCAGGAGACUUUAGAUUACAGAGACAGGAAUUACAAGCAGGAGCCCUAAACCUACACUCAUGUCAAAAAUCAUGUAGGAGAGAGAUCAACCAUAUUUGGGAUGAGUGUAAAAGCCUUCAGAAAUGAGUUACAAAUCUUUGUAGAUGAAAAUAAUUGAAGGAAUGAGGAGCAGUAAAUGUAUGAAAUGUGGUAGCCUAUUAUGAAGGUAAUCUGGUAUCUGGUAAAGAAUACCAGAGUAUCCUUAUCUUGCUAAGAAAUCCACAUUUCUAAAUUAUCCACAUGAAUAAAUUAGGGAAGCAUUUUCCCAUGGAAAGCGUGUUCUGUGGAAAGUCGCAUUCCAGAUUUGAAGCUAUGUUUUUGUAAAAUAAAGAAAAUCCCAUUUAUUAACAGUUGACUUGUCAUGGUGGAGUUUAAAGGUUUUUUUGUUUGUUUGUUUUAAUAUGUAAAUAAAGUAAUGAUCAGGAAAACCACAGGGAAUAGAUUCUUAAAGUUAAGGGAUAUUUAAUGUGACUUCCCUGAGUUAACACUGAAUAUCAUUUCUAAAAUUUUUAGUAUUUUAUUUUUUAAUGUAACUUGUUCUGUAUCUCUAUAUAUAUUUGAUAGUUUGUGGAAAAACAUCCCCCAGUAUUUUGCAUAUUAAAUACUAAUUGUCUUUAUUUCUUUUUCAUAAGCAGAAGUGGCAGUUUAUUACAGAGCUGCUGCUUAAGAAAACUCAUUGUAAUGAACAUUUAUUAUAUGUUGGCAGUCUGUGUCUGUUCUCCAUUAAUUGAGUUGAGCACCCUUGUUUUCUCUGGAGAAAUACCUCCCCUCUCUGGGGUGCUUCCUGUGGUGUCUUUCAGGUAUCCUUUCCACUAGCUACAGGUGAGCAUUUUACCCAUUGUUGGAUAAUGCUGAUCUCUUUUUCAGAAUUUGGAGUCUGUAAUUCAUUCACACAUGAACCAGAAAAUGUCAGCACUCAUUCAUUCUUGUCCCAGAAUUCUGCUGAGACCAUCCAUUCAUUCUGGCAAAUUGAUUACAAGAGUAACUGUGGAUGCUAUCCCUUUAGAACCUGCUUCUCAGAUCUGGGUGCUUCCUCACUUCUCAAUAAAAAUGUCUUUUGCUUUUU